Caenorhabditis elegans is the source of this 371-nucleotide messenger RNA. RefSeq lists its product as uncharacterized. The record is from RefSeq and is marked reviewed. The coding region runs from base 15 to 329 and encodes 104 amino acids. NCBI's taxonomy places the organism in Eukaryota, Metazoa, Nematoda, Chromadorea, Rhabditida, Rhabditidae. The transcript is spliced from 3 exons.
CACAAAGCCACACAAUGCGUUCUUUCAUCGUCCUUUUCGCUAUCUGCGCCAUCGCCUAUUCCCAGAGACUUGCAUGUGGAUUCUCCUGCUCCCGUCGUACCGUCGUAUCUGCUCCAAUUGACGGAGCCCCAGGAACCGCAACAUGUUCCGACACAACCACGCCAGAAAGAUGUUCCGGAUGUUGCCAGGCUAGAGCUCUUCAAGACGGCCUCACCACGGACUUCGCAUCUGGAUUCAUCUCAAAUGACCGUAGAACCUGUGUCUGCUGCUUCAACAACACCAACAGAAACUGUGGAGGCGGAAACACGUUCUUCGAUGGAAAGAAGUAAAUUAAAGUUUCAUUAUGCAAUAAAUAUUUAAUCCUUGAAAAA